AUGUCUCAGCCACAAUCCCUCCCAACAAACUCCGCCCUAACCCUUUCUCUCCUCACCUCCCUCGGCGGCGUAAUCGGCUACGCCCGCACAGGCUCCAUCCCCUCCAUCGCAGCAGGCCUCUCCGUUGGCGCGCUCUACAUGUACAGCUACUCGCGGCUGCGGAACGGCGAUACACUCGGCGAAGAACUUAGUUUGUUGGCGUCGGUGGUGUUGGGUGGUAGCUCGGUGCCCAGGGCGAUUAAGACGGGAGGUAAGAUGGUGCCGGUUGGGUUGAGUAUUUUGGCGACGUAUGGUGUGGUGGUUUUUGGGAAGGAGGUUUUGGGGAAGAGGGCUUGA
Molecule: messenger RNA, 336 nt
Organism: Aspergillus chevalieri
Lineage: Eukaryota; Fungi; Ascomycota; Eurotiomycetes; Eurotiales; Aspergillaceae
Product: TMEM14 family protein
Exons: 2
Coding region: 1-336 (111 amino acids)
Cellular component (GO): membrane
Source: RefSeq, a predicted model, not a curated record